Molecule: messenger RNA, 2641 nt
Organism: Saimiri boliviensis boliviensis (Bolivian squirrel monkey)
Lineage: Eukaryota; Metazoa; Chordata; Mammalia; Primates; Cebidae
Gene: KRT84
Product: keratin 84
Biological process (GO): intermediate filament organization; keratinization
Cellular component (GO): keratin filament
Molecular function (GO): structural constituent of skin epidermis
Source: RefSeq, a predicted model, not a curated record
ACUCCCAGCUCCAGCUCGUCCGUUCUACGCUCGUUCUUUCACUCCCAACCAGGAAGCUGCCAUGUCUUGCCGCUCCUACCGAGUCAGCUCUGGUCACCGGGUGGGCAACUUCAGCUCUUGCUCAGCGAUGACACCGCAGAACCUGAACCGCUUCCGGGCCAGCUCCGUCUCCUGCAGGAGUGGGCCUGGCUUCCGGGGCCUUGGCAGCUUUGGUAGCCGGAGCGUCAUCACCUUUGGAUCAUACUCACCCCAGAUGGCAUCUGCAGGCCCUCGGCCCGUCCGCUGUGGAGUCGGCUUCGGUGCUGGCUGUGGGAUGGGUUUUGGUGAUGGGAGAGGUAUUGGUCUGGGGCCUGGGGCUGGCAGCUGCGUUGGCCUGGGGUUUGGAGCUGGCAGUGGCAUUGGCUAUGGCUUUGGCGGCCCUGGCUUUGGCUACAGAGUUGGAGUCCCAGCAGCCCCAUCCAUCACAGCAGUGACUGUGAACCAGAGCCUGCUGACCCCCCUCAACCUGGAGAUUGACCCCAAUGCCCAGAGGGUGAAGAAAGAUGAGAAGGAGCAAAUCAAGACCCUCAACAACAAGUUUGCCUCCUUCAUUGACAAGGUGCGUUUCCUAGAGCAGCAGAAUAAGCUCCUAGAGACCAAGUGGAGCUUCCUCCAAGAGCAGAAAUGUGUCAGGAGCAAUCUGGAGCCACUCUUCGAGAGCUACAUCACCAACCUGCGGAGGCAGUUGGAGGCGCUGGUCAGUGACCGGGCCCGGCUCCAGGCUGAGAGGAACCACCUGCAGGAUGUCCUUGAGGGCUUCAAGAAAAAGUAUGAAGAGGAGGUGGUAUGUCGGGCCAAUGCUGAGAAUGAGUUUGUGGCUCUGAAGAAGGAUGUGGAUGCAGCUUUCAUGCAAAAGUCUGAUCUCGAGGCCAAUGUGAAUACCCUAACUCAGGAAAUUGACUUUCUAAAAACCCUUUACAUGGAGGAAAUCCGGUUGCUGCAGUCGCAUAUCUCAGAGACAUCCGUCAUUGUGAAGAUGGACAACAGCCGUGACCUGAACCUUGAUGGGAUCAUCGCUGAGGUCAAGGCCCAGUAUGAGGAGGUGGCCAGGCGUAGCCGGGCUGAUGCUGAGGCCUGGUACCAGACCAAGUAUGAAGAGAUGCAGGUGACAGCUGGCCAACACUGUGACAACCUGCGCCACACACGGAACGAGAUCAAUGAACUGACCCGACUGAUCCAGCGGCUGAAGGCAGAGAUUGAGCACGCCAAGGCUCAGCGUGCCAAACUGGAGACUGCAGUGGCCGAGGCCGAGCAGCAGGGUGAGGCGACCCUCAACGACGCCAAAUGCAAGCUGGCAGAUCUGGAGUGUGCCCUGCAGCAGGCCAAGCAGGACAUGGCACGGCAGCUGCGUGAGUACCAGGAGCUGAUGAACGUCAAGCUGGCCCUGGACAUCGAGAUCGCCACCUACAGGCACCUGCUGGAGGGCGAGGAGAGCCGGCUCUGUGACGGUGUUGGACCAGUAAACAUAUCCGUCAGCAGCUCCCGGGGUGGCCUGGUGUGUGGCCCUGAGCCUUUGGUUGCCGGCUCUACCCUCUGCCGUGGCGGAGUCACCUUCUCAACCAGCAGCAGCGUCCGCGCCACCAGCGGAGUCCUGACUUCCUGCGGCCCGAGCCUGGGGGGCGCUCAGGUCUCCCCUGCCACUGGGGACCUGCUGAGCACUGGCACCAGGAGUGGCUCCGUGCUUGUCGGUGAGCCCGGUGCCCUCAGUGUCCCCUGCCCCCUACCUGCAGAGCGGGGCUUCAGCAGCUGCAGUGGCGGCCGCAGCUCCAGCGUCCGCUUGGUGUCCACCACCACCUCCCGCCGGACCAAGUACUGAGAGCCCAGCCCCAGAUCCGCUGCCCAGAGAAGAACCAGCUCCACGGCUCCUGCUUCUGCCCCCAGGGUGUGUGGGCUCUGGGCCUGAGGGUCUCCAGCUCCCCUUCCUGCUGGGAAGCCACCCCUCAGCUCUGCCCCUGCUGUUCUACCCGGCCCCAUGUCCUCUCCGAGGAUUUUUCACCGUGUAGAUGCUCCAUCGGCAGUUCCAGCCAAGCUGAGUUCUCCCUGACUCCCAAUUUCUUUCCUUUGGAUCACGCCUCUCUCUGUCAGCAACAGCAUGGAGAAAUGGCUCAUUCACUGCAGUCACAACCAUCAGUCCGGUGCCCUCACCACCUGUGACUGCUGGUUAAUUUGGAGAACGGAGCUGACUGUCUGCACUGCAGACAUCUUUAAGUCCACAUCCUUCACUUCUUUCCUCUCUCUUCCUUUCCCUGGCAGGAGAAGGUUCUUUCCUUCUCUCUCUGAUUGAUUCAGAGGAUCCCAGUCCUUGGUGGCCCCGGGCUCCCUAAGCCCUGAGGUGGCUCUUCUCCCAGUGCCUUCUGUCCCGCUGUUUCUCUUCCUGGGUGGUUGGUAUAACUCCGGCAUGUGAGUCCACGAGGUGGGGUGCAGGCAGAGAGGUGGGCUCUGCAACGCUCCCCGUCCUCCUGCCCCUGCUCGUGGUGUGAGGCCCAGCCCCGUCCGCUGCAGGGUUGUGUCUGCAAGCCCCAAGGAGGCCUGGGGGCCAGGUUGGGUGGGGUGCCUGUGUGCACUGCUCUUUGUGUUUCUGGGUUUUCAAUAAACUUGCCAA